Molecule: messenger RNA, 987 nt
Organism: Vicia villosa (hairy vetch)
Lineage: Eukaryota; Viridiplantae; Streptophyta; Magnoliopsida; Fabales; Fabaceae
Exons: 1
Coding region: 1-987 (328 amino acids)
Molecular function (GO): RNA binding
Source: RefSeq, a predicted model, not a curated record
AUGGGUAGCGGCCUCAAUGGCCAUGGCAACUGGAUGGAGCCAAGAAGGAAACAGUUUAGACAUUGGGCUCCGAAAUGGGACUCCUUUUCCACUUCGGGAUCUCUUAAUAGAGUAGAUUUUUCUAAAUUGUUGUCUCUUUACAUUUCUGACUUCCCAGAAAUCAUCAAAGCGAAGGAGUUGUAUGAUCUUUUCGGAUGCAUCGGCAAUGUGGUGGAGGUGUCUAUAGCCCCAAGAAGGAACAAAUCUGGGAAAAGGUUUGGUUUUGCGAGGUUUAGGGAUGUUGAAGAUGUGAGACGGCUGGAAAUCAGCGUGGACAAUGUGCAGAUAGCGGGUCACAAAAUUAUGGCUAAUAUUCCUAGGUUCGAACGGGUCAGACCUACGGUUCACAGGAGGCAGCAAGGUGCUAGGGGUUUUGGGGGAGAUUUGGAGGCGGGCGAAAAUUCGAAGAGGAAAUAUGGGUGGGGCUUCAAGGAUUCUUCGAAUGGUCGUUGGAACAGAUCUUUCGUGGAAGUAGUAACCAACAACCAGGAAGACAGGGCGAAGGCCGAGAAUGUUGUGGUGUCUUUCUCUAUUUCUGAAGUUGAUAUUCAGAGAUAUCGGAGAGCUUAUGUGGGGAGAGUGGUUCUGCUAGGAUCCACUUAUCAUAUUCAAACAAAGCUUGUAAUGGAAGGUUGUUUUAACAUUAAUGUCACACCUCUGGGAGCAUCUCUAUGUCUGCUAGAAGAAACAGAAGCUGGCACUAUUGCGGAUCUUGUCGAGGAAGGCGGAUUGUGGUGGAGGAAUUGUUUCGUGAAUGUUGUAAAAUGGGAGGAAGGUGUUAUGGAUGAUGAAAGAAUAGUGUGGUUGAGGAUUUUCGGUGUGCCUAUUCAUGCUUGGAAGGCUGAUUUUUUCCUGGCAUUGGCGAAUUCAAUUGGGAGAUUAAAGAUGAAGUUGUUCGUCAUUUUUCUAGCAAAUUCGAUGAUGAGGGGGACCUUGACACGACACUAG